Salmo salar (Atlantic salmon) is the source of this 5168-nucleotide messenger RNA. NCBI's taxonomy places the organism in Eukaryota, Metazoa, Chordata, Actinopteri, Salmoniformes, Salmonidae. The record is from RefSeq and is a predicted model, not a curated record.
AGUGUAGAGUGUGCGUUUGUCAGGGCGAGUGUGUGCGUGUCGUGUGUUAGGGGGAGUGCAGAGACAAGACAGGAAUACAGCACUAACCACAAUCUCCCUCACUCUCUUUUGCGCUGCCUCUCUCUUCAUCCCUUACACACACGUUCUCUCCCUCUCCAUCUCUCUCACAAACAAUGCACACACUCCCUCUUCUCGGUGUUCUCUCCCUCUCACUGCCUUUCUGAAUUCAGUGGGAUUUGACUCUGUCACUAUGAUGUUUGCUGUUGCGAGAAGCUCUCUGCAGUGAGCAAGCUGAGGUUAUGCUACCCAAAAGUCCUCCGUUGAGUAAGAAAGAGAGUGAAAAGGGCUAAGGACUGCGUCGCAACAUACUGCCCUGACCUUGUGAUCCACACGAAGCCAUGAGCAACCCUAAGGAUGCCAGCGACACCAACGCUAUGGCCACAGCCACCUCAGCUCCACCGGCCCUUUCUAGGCGGAGUGAAGAUGAUGAUGAAGAGCAGGACCUGAACAAGACCCUGGGGGUGCAGCUCUUCCAGCAGAUCCUCCACCCACCGGCCCGUGGACCCCCAGAGAAACACCGUGCUUACAACGAGGAAGACUUUGAGUACCACCGCCACUCCUCCCACCACAUCCACCACCCGUUGUCCAAACUACCUCCAGAAAGGAGGAAGAAGAAGAGCAAGAAGAAGGAAGCGGGAUGGAGGAGAGGAUCCGGGCCUGGCGGAGCACCCAACAUAGAGGAGGACGAGGAAGAAGAGGCAGAUGAGUCCUACAGCCAGAACGAUGGAGAGGGGGGGCAGACCACCACACCCACACCUGAUACAGACACGGACACACACAACGAGGAUGUGCAGUUCUUCGUGUCUGAGGAUGACCCUGCCAGUGUCACUCCUGCCCCCAUGCACAGCAAGGCUGGCAGUGCCACCCUUCCCAGACGCCUCACCAUCGUACCUGAGACUGCCCUGGGUACCAACCUGCCAGAGGAUGCCACACCCACGGAUGAGCCAGUGGACUCAGUGUUGGCCCCCAACAAAGGGAGGAAUGGCCUAUCCUCCAGCCCCUCCCGGGAGUCCCACAACCCUUCCACACGGGGCUCCACGCCUCCCUCCUCCUCCGUCUCCUCUUCCUCCUCCAGAAUACCGCCCCCUGGCAGCCGCAGCUACGACCUGCAGGAGCGCCGGCGUUUGGGCAACAUGACGGGCGGGCAGCAGGAGCGCCACCAGCGCCAGGCCACCGACGACAGCGAGGCCCAGAUGCUGGGGUCCGCCGACCUGGAUGGCAUCAAGAGUCACAGGUUCGAGGAUGUGCCUGCGGUGCACCGUCACCUGGUCAGGAAGAGCAACAAGGGUCAGGUGGUGCACAUCAGCAAGGACCACAAGGAGCCUAGUGCCCCCUGCAGCAAGUUGGACCGUACCCCACAUGAGCCAGUACUUGAGUAUCGGUCCACCUCGCGUUCGGACAGAAUGGUUCGCUUGGAGUUCGUGGGUCGUAUGGCACGGCACCAGAAGGUAUUUGUGGAGCUGAAUGAGUUGGUGAUGGAUAAGAACCAGGAGUUGCAGUGGCGGGAGACGGCCCGCUGGAUCAAAUUUGAGGAGGACGUGGAGGAGGAGACGGACCGCUGGGGCAAACCCCACGUUGCCUCGCUCUCCUUCCGUAGUCUUCUGGAGCUCCGCAAGACCAUCUCCCACGGUGCGGUGCUGUUGGACCUGAACCAGCACACCUUGCCUGGCAUUGCCCAUCAGGUGGUGGAGCAGAUGAUCAUCUCUGACCAGAUCAAAGUGGAGGACCGGGCCAAUGUCCUCAGAGCCCUACUACUCAAACACAGUCACCCGAGCGACGAGAAAGAACACAGCUCUUUCACGCACAACAUCUCUGCCGCCAGCCUGGCCUCCCUGAUGGUGAACCACCACAGCAGCAGCAACCACAUAGGCCAAGCCGAGCCCUCUGUCACUGACACCGUCAUGGGUGGAGGAGAGGCCGCCUGCAUCCUUCCAGACACCCGCAUUGACAUGGAGAAGAGCGAGAAAGACAAUCCUCCCAAAUUGGGUAUGCACAGGUCCAAGUCCAAACAUGAGCUCAAGUUGCUGGAGAAGAUUCCGGAAAAUGCAGAGGCCACAGUCGUCCUCGUAGGCACCGUGGCCUUCCUGGAGCAGCCAUCCAUGGCAUUUGUGCGUCUGCAGGAAGCUGUGCUGCUGGAGUCUGUGCUGGAGGUGCCCGUCCCUGUACGUUUCCUCUUCCUUCUAAUGGGCCCGCCCAUCGCCAACAUCGACUACCACCAGAUCGGCCGCUCCAUCUCCACACUUAUGUCUGACAAGCACUUCCACGAGGCGGCGUACCUGGCGGACGAGCGGCAGGACCUGCUGAACGCCAUCAACAGCUUUUUGGACUGUAGCAUUGUGCUGCCGCCGUCUGAGGUGGGCGGCGAGGAGCUGCUUCGCUCAGUGGCCAGGUUCCAGAGAGAGAUGCUCCACAAGAGAGAGGAGCAGCAGGGCAAGAAGCUCAAAGUCAAAGAACCCAAGAGCCCAAAGGAUAAAGCUCUGCAGGCGUCCUUCAAACCUGGGGAUGACCCUCUGCGCCGGUCGGGCCACCUGUUUGGGGGGCUGAUCAGUGACGCCGCACGGCGCUACCCCAAAUAUGCCAGUGACUUCCGCGAUGCACUCAACCCCCAGUGCAUGGCUGCCAUCAUCUUCAUCUACUUCGCUGCUCUGUCGCCCGCUGUCACCUUUGGAGGACUGCUGGGUGAGAAAACGGGGGGGUUGAUUGGCGUGUCGGAGCUGAUCAUCGCCACGGCGAUGCAGGGGGUCAUCUUUUCCCUCCUGGGGGCACAGCCUCUGCUGGUGGUGGGCUUCUCUGGACCCCUCCUGGUUUUUGAGGAGGCCUUCUACUCAUUCUGCAAUGCCAACCACAUAGAGUACCUGACGGGCCGGGUGUGGAUUGGCUUCUGGCUGGUGCUCAUCGUGGUCAUCAUAGUGGCCUUUGAGGGCAGCUUCAUGGUCCGCUUCGUCUCGCGCUUUACCCAGGAGAUCUUCUCCUUCCUCAUCUCCCUCAUCUUCAUCUACGAGACCUUCUCGAAACUGGGCAAGAUCUUUCAAGAGCAUCCUCUCCAACGCUGUUACCUGGUCAACGACACAUGGACAUCAUCAUCAUGCAACAACACUGUGGUUGGCGUGCCUGGCAAGGUGGUGGGGGAGCCCAACACAGCCCUCCUGACGUUGGUGCUAAUGUCUGGAACGUUCUUCAUUGCGUUCUACCUGCGCAAGUUCAAGAACAGUGCCUUUUUCCCAGGCAAGCUCCGUAGGAUGAUUGGAGACUUCGGGGUUCCCAUCGCGAUUCUCAUCAUGGUGUUGGUGGACUACAGCAUAAAAGACACCUACACCCAGAAGCUAAGCGUGCCCACAGGCUUCUCGGUGACCAGUCCUGAAAAGCGGCGAUGGCUGAUCCCCCCGCUGGGCUCAGACGGACAGUUCCCUGUCUGGAUGAUGGCCACCAGCAUCUUACCUGCCCUACUCGUCUUUAUCCUUAUCUUCAUGGAGACACAGAUCACCACGCUGAUAGUCAGUAAGAAGGAACGGAUGCUGUUGAAGGGCUCCGGCUUCCACCUGGAUCUGUUCAUCAUCGUGGCCAUAGGUGGGGUUUCGGCCCUGUUCGGUCUGCCCUGGUUGGCCGCCGCCACCGUGCGUUCUGUUACUCACGCAAACGCCCUUACCGUCAUGAGCAAGGCGGUGGCCCCCGGCGACAAGCCCCGUAUCCAUGAAGUGAAAGAGCAGAGGGUGACGGGCUUCCUCGUAGCUCUGUUUGUCGGUUUGUCCAUUGUGAUCGGAGAUCUCCUGCGUCAGAUCCCCAUCGCUGUGCUCUUUGGGAUCUUCCUCUACAUGGGCGUCAUGUCCCUCAACGGUAUCCAGCUCACCGAGCGCAUGCUGCUGCUUUUGAUGCCUCCCAAGUAUCAUCCUGACCACACUUAUGUCCGGAAGGUGAGGACCCUGCGCAUGCAUCUGUUCACGGGGAUCCAGCUGGUGUGUCUGGCGGCGCUGUGGACAGUCAUGUCCACCGUGGCUUCGCUGGCCUUCCCCUUCGUCCUCAUCCUCACCGUGCCCAUCAAAUGGUUCCUAUUGCCCCGCAUCUUCACCACUCGCGAGAUGCAGUGUUUGGAUGCAGAUGACGCAGAACCUAAGUUUGAUGAGAGGGAGGGCCAGGAUGAGUACACAGAGAUGGUGCCAACGUGAUGGACAUUCUGCCAACCAAUAUACACCUUAGCCCUACAGUAUACUCCAGGAAGUUGCUCCAAACCCACCAAAUCCUUUGUUUGUUCACCUGAUAUUUUAUAACGCACCACUGAUGGUUUGAAAUGUUUUACUCAAUUUAUAUUUAAUUGUCUUGAAAGUUUUUUAGGAUCCCAACUCCCAAAUAAUGUUUUUUGUCUAUUUUCACUACAUUGCUUUUUGGAAGGUGGAUUUGUCCUUCGAAAUAAUUUGAGUUACAAUGUCAAUUCCUGUUUUUAGGUAUCUUUGGGGUGUGUUUUAAUGUCAGGUGGGAGUUUGAAUUGCUAUGUGUCAAAGACUAGAACCCAAUUCCAAGUCUCCACCUUCUGCUCAAAGUGCUUUUAGCAGAAACUACAUCCUCUGAGGUCAUGACCUAAGAAGAAGCACUUUAUUACGAUAGGAUCAGUACAGAUGUAGUAUACAUCUUAUCACAUUGUACUGAUAAAUAUAUACAACAUAGUCAUAGACAAACAUUUACCAUUCAGUCUAGUUCCCACGAUUAGGCGUAUCAUUGCAGUAGUCUUUUGAAUGUUACAUAUUUAUUAUUACUAUGGUACAUUUUUCAUUCAAGAGUGGGUAAAAUGUACACUACAUGGUUCUCAAUUGACAUGAUUUUACAUGGCCCUCCAGUAUGGCAAAUUCAUUUAAUUAAUUUUGUAGCUUCACUGAGAAGCACUUACUAUAAUGCACACUCACAGAAGUAAAAGCAACAAAAACUUGAUAAAUCUAAUGGUCCCCCAUCAAAAGGGCAACUAGGCCACGUUCAGUUAAUUGUUGUUUUCAAUGAGGAUGGUUUCUGUGCCCAUUCCAAUUGCCUUUAGUCCAAUACAAUAUGUUUAACUUGUACUGUACCUCAAAUUGCUUAAAUACAAGAGUAGAAAAGCUUUGCAUUGUAGAGCAAUCAACCAA